AUGGUUUUAAAGGCAGAACACGCCAAGGACCCAAGUGCAGCCGUUGCCUCCAGCGUUCCCUCACGUAGGUCCCCGUCGUCUGCUGAGGAUGGCCCCAGUGGCCAUUCCAAUGUCUCAGACAGGGAGAUGGCCGGGAACUUACAGGACACCAUCAAGCACCGCAUCCUCUACCUCUUAGAGCAGCUGAGAGUGGAGAAGGCCAGUCGGGACAAGAACACCGUGGGCUACCUCAAGCUGGUGUCCAAAGCCGACCGGCACCAGGCCCCCCACAUCCGGCAGGCCUUCGAGAAAGUGAACCAGCGCGCCUCCGCCACCAUUGCCCGGAUCGAGCGAAGACUCCGCCACUGUCACCAGCAGCUGCGGGAGCUGGAGGAGGGCCACAGGCCCAGGGGCUUGGUGCUCAAGGCAGAGAGCAGCCUGGCAGGCUGCAAGCAGCCUGGCGACAAGGCCCCGUUUUUAGAACCCCCCAAGCCGGGUGGGGAGGACUGCCUGUCCACUGACCUCUCUGACAUUGUCAGACACUCGCCCCUGGAGAGUCACCUCCCGGCCUUGCAGCGAGGGAAGUCCCCAGGGGCAAAGCGUGUGGCCCCACAGCGAAACCUGCUGUUGCAGAAAAUGAAGGAAGACCUGAAAGAAGUCAGGGAUGUGCACCGCAACCUCCAGGUGUCCUAUCAGAGCCUAAAGGACAGGCAUCUGAUGGACCUGCAGGUGUCACUAGAGGCCCUUCAGGAAGAGAAAUGCAGGCAAGCGCUGAUGGAAGAACAGGUGAACGAGCACCUGCAGGGGCACCUGGAUGAGAUCUACUGCCUCAAACAGACUCUGGCGUGCAUGGAGGAGAAAAUGGCCUUUCUGUCCUAUGAGAGAGCCAAGGAGAUAUGGGAGGUCAUGGAGACUUUCAAGAACCGUAUAGCUAAGCUUGAAACUCUGCAACAAGUGACACAACUGGAGGUGACGCACAGGUUCCGGAUCCGUCCCCAGGAGUUUAUGUUCCGGCUUGUGAGCCUGCUCCUCACACUGGCUACUAUCCUCCUCGUCUUCAUCUCCACUGUGUGCUCCUGCCCCUUGCCACUGCUCAAUUCCCGCCUGCGCACGUGCACCACACUCCUGCUGAUCGGCCUCGCGGCCCUGGCCUGGCAGAAACGGCAUGCCUUCCCUACCACCGACUGGCAGGCCUGGGUCCCCUCCAGAUGGAGACUGUACCCCAAGGAUUCCAAGCCUCUAUCAGAUGGGACUUAG
This is a messenger RNA of Nyctereutes procyonoides (raccoon dog), 1236 nucleotides long. RefSeq names its product testis expressed 28 (gene TEX28). Bases 1 to 1236 code for a protein of 411 amino acids. The transcript has 4 exons. NCBI's taxonomy places the organism in Eukaryota, Metazoa, Chordata, Mammalia, Carnivora, Canidae. Gene Ontology annotation, cellular component: endomembrane system. The record is from RefSeq and is a predicted model, not a curated record.